Messenger RNA from Salvia miltiorrhiza (redroot sage), 2030 nucleotides. Its product is annotated as notchless protein homolog. Gene Ontology annotation, cellular component: nucleolus. The transcript is spliced from 13 exons. The record is from RefSeq and is a predicted model, not a curated record. Gene Ontology annotation, molecular function: protein binding. Gene Ontology annotation, biological process: ribosomal large subunit assembly. Lineage: Eukaryota; Viridiplantae; Streptophyta; Magnoliopsida; Lamiales; Lamiaceae. The coding region runs from base 157 to 1614 and encodes 485 amino acids.
GGCCCGAGUACUGAAAAUUCCAGACUCUAAACCCUAGCAAGUAGCAAGACACUCAAGAAAAACCCAGUUCUUUCAUCACAACACAAACAGAUAAAAGAAAAGGUUCUAAAACAGAAAAACAGAGAAAAAAAACAAGGAAAGAAAGAAAAAGAGAAGAUGGAAGUUGAAGCAGUCGCAGCAGCAGAGGUAGGCAUGGCGGAAGAGAGAGAGCAGAGCCACCGCGUCAUAUGUCAGCUCACGGACACGGAAGGCACGCCGCUCGGAUCGCCAAUAUUCCUGCCGGAAACCGCUGGCCCUAAGGAACUCCAGCAGCUCGUUAAUCAGCUUCUCAACAACGAGGAAAAAUUGCCUUAUGCAUUUUAUGUGUCGGACCAUGAGCUUGCGGUGCAGCUUGGGUCAUACCUUCAGAAGAAUAAAGUGUCCGUGGAGAAGGUCAUUACAAUAGUUUACCAGCCCCAGGCAGUAUUUAGAAUACGUCCAGUGACUCGAUGUUCUUCAACUAUUGCUGGUCAUACUGAAGCUGUGCUUUCUGUUGCCUUUAGUCCUGAUGGACGCCAGUUGGCUAGUGGAUCAGGUGAUACAACUGUUCGUUUGUGGGAUUUGAAUACACAGACACCAUUAUUUACAUGUAAAGGACACAGGAACUGGGUUCUUUGUAUUGCAUGGUCUCCAGAUGGUAAGCAUCUUGUUAGUGGAAGCAAGGCUGGAGAACUGAUAUGCUGGGACCCACAGACUGGCAAAUCAUUGGGCAAUCCACUUAUGGGGCACAAGAAAUGGAUAACUGGAAUUUCAUGGGAGCCAGUUCAUCUUAGUGCUCCAUGCCGCCGCUUCGUCAGUGCAAGUAAAGAUGGUGAUGCAAGAAUAUGGGAUAUUGCUUUAAAAAAAUGUAUAAUAUGCCUUACUGGACAUACACUGGCCAUAACCUGCGUAAAAUGGGGAGGCGAUGGAUUCAUUUAUACUGGAUCUCAGGAUUGUACGAUUAAAAUAUGGGAGACUACACAAGGAAAGCUAAUUCGAGAAUUGAAGGGCCAUGGGCAUUGGGUGAAUUCAUUGGCAUUGAGCACUGAGUAUGUUCUCCGGACUGGUGCCUUUGAUCACACUGGUAAACAGUAUUCAUCUCCAGAGGAAAUGAAGCAGGUUGCUUUGGAAAGGUAUAAUAAGAUGAGGGGCGGUGCUCCUGAAAGAUUGGUGUCAGGUUCAGAUGAUUUUACUAUGUUUCUAUGGGAACCUGCUGCCAGCAAACACCCCAAAAAUCGUAUGACUGGUCAUCAACAGCUUGUAAAUCAUGUUUACUUUUCUCCUGAUGGGCAAUGGAUUGCAAGUGCCUCCUUUGAUAAAUCAGUCAAAUUAUGGAAUGGAGUAACUGGAAGUUUCGUGGCUGCCUUCCGUGGUCAUGUUGGACCUGUUUAUCAAAUAAGCUGGUCAGCUGAUAGUAGACUGCUUUUGAGUGGAAGCAAAGACUCGACACUUAAGGUUUGGGAUGUUCGAACGCAGAAGCUGAAACAAGAUCUUCCAGGACAUGCAGAUGAAGUGUUUGCAGUUGACUGGAGUCCAGAUGGUGAGAAAGUAGCAUCUGGUGGCAAGGAUAAAGUUCUGAAGCUAUGGAUGGGCUAGAGACAUCACUAUCAUAUACAGCAUUUGACCAGAAAUUGAAUCGCUGUUGCAUGCAUCUUACACAACAAGAGAUCCAAGCAACAAUCACAAAGAGAUAUACUCCUUAGAUGCUGUCUGGCUGUUGUGUUCUAAAUUCUUGUCCGUUCAUUUCGUCGCAACAGCAGUUUUGCACAUAUGCAAGUAUCUUCUUCUGCCCAAUGCCAUUCCAAUUUGGGUAUGAUGGUGUUAAGAUCUGGUGGGUGCCUUCGAUCAAGCUGCAUCUUGGACGGAUUAUUAUAUUUUGCGAUUUAUGUCAUUAAUUUCCCUCUGUAAAGGAAUAGACAACUGACAUGGAGGUUUCUUGAGUUAGGUUUUUUCUUACCACUGUUGCAUUGAACAUUUAUAUGCUUGGAAGAAAUAGAAAUUUUAUUUGCUAA